Molecule: messenger RNA, 1559 nt
Organism: Diabrotica balteata
Lineage: Eukaryota; Metazoa; Arthropoda; Insecta; Coleoptera; Chrysomelidae
Source: the annotation of a GenBank genome assembly
ACAGAUAGUAAUUGACACUUUAUACACACUCAUAUCAAUGAAACUUUUAUUAUAGGAUUUAAAGCAGAAAUAAAAGAUCAAAAUGGUUGUGGUGAAAGUUGAAAACAACAAAACUUUAAAAGAUGAACAGGAAAAGACAUGGCCACAGAUUUAUGCCAUUCUAAUAAGUACUAUGGUGGGCAUAACCAACGGACAAUUCUUUGCAUGGGCAUCACCAUUUAUGGUUCAAAUAGUCAACGACAAGGAAAAAUACAACAUCUCAGAACAAGAAGCAUCAUAUUUUAAUACAAUUAAUCCAAUUUUUACCCUCCUUAUCUGCCCAUUCUGUGCUAUACUUACCGAUGGUCUCGGCCGCAAAAAGACACUUCUCCUGAUUGCAUUUCCUCAGGUAGCUAGUUGGCUGUUCGCUGCAUUUGCAAAGGAUGUUUAUAUGUUCUACGUAUCAAGAGCCUUUGCAGGAAUUGCAGAUGGACUAUUCUUUUCAGCCCUACCCCCUUAUGUCGGAGAAAUUACAACGCCUGCAGUAAGGGACAAGUGGGGUAAUUUGCUUGCAGGUUCUUACUAUAUAGGAGAAUUUUUAAUUAACGUCAUUGGCAGUUACUGUGGAGUUGUGGUAACUUCUUACAUAUGUUUGCCAAUUCCUAUUAUAUUCUUCAUUUUAUUUUUAUGGGUACCCGAAACUCCUUAUUAUUACUUAAUCAAGGGGAAAGAAGAAGAAGCAAGAAAGUCUUUAGUAUAUUUUAGGGGAGAAAAAAAUAUUGAAGAAAAUUUAAACCAAUUAAAACUUGAUGUUCAGCGACAAAUGUCAGAAUCAGGAACGUGGGGAGACUUGUUUAAAAUAAAAAGUAAUAGAAGGGCUUUGUUAGCAGGAACUUUUUUGCGAUUCUCACAACACACUUCUGGUCUUUGUAUUUUUAUAACUUUUACACAAUUUAUUUUCCAAAAAUCUGGAGGAAACUUAAGCCAUGAAGUGUCUUCUAUAAUAUACACAGGCGUUCAAAUGGUUUUGAACCUUCUAGUUCUGACGUUUGUCAUGCACAGAUUUGGACGUAGAGUAUUCUACAUCACUAGUACUGCUAGUAAUGGUGUAAUAUUAUUUUGCAUGGCAACCUUUUUUUACCUCAAUGAUUAUACCAACAUCGAUGUUUCAAGUUUUAAUUGGUUUCCAAUUGCCAGCAUGAUUACAUAUCAAAUUUUUGCUUCAUUUGGUUUGACCGUCAUUCCUACACUUAUGUUAAGUGAGCUUUUCUCUGUCAGUAUUAAAACCAAAGCAAUGGUUGUGAAUGUGUUAGUCUUUGGAGCAGGUGGAAGCUUCAUCAAUUAUAUGUUUUAUUUGAUCAACACCAGUGCUGGAUUUUUUGCACCUUUUUACGUUUUUUCAGUUUGUAAUAUUUUGUCUGCAAUAAUAACCUAUUUUAUAAUACCGGAAACUAGAGGUUUAACUCUAGAAGAAAUUCAGCAGUCUUUGAAGAGUAAAAAGUUUUAUUAAAGGUAUUUGAUAAUAUCGAUACUAUAAUAAUCUGUGAUAUAUUCUAGACUAUAAUAAAAUAUUUAUUAUU